Apodemus sylvaticus (European woodmouse) is the source of this 7349-nucleotide messenger RNA. It is a transcript of the gene Atp2a2, whose product is annotated as ATPase sarcoplasmic/endoplasmic reticulum Ca2+ transporting 2. Gene Ontology annotation, cellular component: membrane. Gene Ontology annotation, molecular function: P-type calcium transporter activity involved in regulation of cardiac muscle cell membrane potential; ATP binding; ATP hydrolysis activity. NCBI's taxonomy places the organism in Eukaryota, Metazoa, Chordata, Mammalia, Rodentia, Muridae. The record is from RefSeq and is a predicted model, not a curated record. Gene Ontology annotation, biological process: calcium ion transmembrane transport; regulation of cardiac muscle contraction by calcium ion signaling; intracellular calcium ion homeostasis.
AGCCGUCCCCGACGCCACCUCCCGUCUCCUCCGCCGCAGUUUCCUCCGCCGCUGUCGGGGGUGCAGAGCUGAGGGGCUCGGGCAGGCACGCCGCGCAGCUCCUCUCCCGUCGCCUGCCUCGCUGUCCUCCGCGCCGAGGGCUCGACCGGGCGCCCCUCGUCCGCCGCGCCGGGUCUCCUCGGCGCAGCGCCGGGGCCUGCGCUGCCUGCGGCCGGCUGGCAGCGGAGACGACGCACACUCGCGGCGGGGCCGGAGGCUCGCAGCCCCUCGGGCGGGCUCUGCGAGGCCCGGCCGCGUGCGGCGGUUUCUGGGGGAGGGGGCUCGGGUGAUUCAGCGCCCGGUCAGGCGGAAGCGGCCGCCGCCGCCGCGGAGGAGGAGGAGGAGAAAAAGGAGGGGACAGCUGUCCGCGCCCGGGCGCCCGCGGUGGCACGAGCCCGCGGCCCGAGUGCGAGGCGGAGGCGAGGAGGCCGCGGGGACGCGAGGCGAGGCCGGCCGGAGCCCCCGCAGCCAUGGAGAACGCUCACACAAAGACCGUGGAGGAGGUGCUGGGCCACUUCGGCGUCAACGAGAGCACCGGGCUGAGCUUGGAGCAGGUCAAGAAGCUCAAGGAGAGAUGGGGCUCCAACGAAUUACCGGCUGAAGAAGGAAAAACCUUGCUGGAACUUGUGAUUGAGCAGUUUGAAGACUUACUAGUUAGAAUUUUAUUGCUGGCAGCAUGUAUAUCUUUCGUUUUGGCUUGGUUCGAAGAAGGUGAAGAAACGAUUACAGCCUUUGUAGAACCUUUUGUAAUUCUGCUUAUAUUGGUAGCCAAUGCAAUUGUGGGCGUAUGGCAGGAAAGAAAUGCUGAAAAUGCAAUAGAAGCUCUUAAGGAAUAUGAGCCUGAAAUGGGCAAAGUCUAUCGACAGGACAGAAAGAGUGUGCAGCGAAUUAAAGCUAAAGACAUAGUUCCUGGGGAUAUAGUGGAAAUCGCUGUUGGUGACAAGGUUCCUGCUGAUAUUAGAUUGACAUCCAUCAAGUCUACAACUCUAAGAGUUGACCAGUCAAUUCUUACAGGUGAAUCUGUUUCAGUCAUCAAACAUACUGACCCCGUCCCUGACCCACGAGCUGUUAAUCAAGACAAAAAGAACAUGCUCUUUUCUGGCACAAACAUUGCUGCUGGGAAGGCCAUGGGAGUGGUGGUGGCUACUGGAGUUAACACUGAGAUCGGCAAGAUCCGAGAUGAGAUGGCAGCCACGGAACAGGAGAGGACGCCCCUGCAGCAGAAGCUCGAUGAGUUUGGGGAGCAGCUUUCCAAAGUCAUCUCCCUCAUUUGCAUAGCGGUCUGGAUCAUCAACAUCGGGCACUUCAAUGACCCGGUUCACGGUGGCUCUUGGAUCAGAGGUGCCAUCUACUACUUUAAGAUUGCAGUGGCCCUGGCUGUUGCUGCCAUCCCUGAGGGGCUCCCUGCUGUCAUCACCACCUGCUUGGCUCUUGGAACUCGCAGGAUGGCAAAGAAAAAUGCCAUUGUUCGAAGUCUGCCUUCUGUGGAGACCCUUGGCUGUACUUCUGUGAUCUGCUCAGAUAAGACAGGCACACUUACCACAAACCAGAUGUCCGUCUGCAGGAUGUUCAUUCUGGACAAAGUGGAAGGUGAUACCUGUUCCCUUAAUGAGUUUACCAUAACUGGAUCCACAUAUGCACCGAUUGGGGAAGUGCAAAAGGAUGAUAAGCCAGUGAAGUGCCAUCAGUAUGAUGGGCUGGUGGAGUUAGCCACGAUCUGCGCUCUGUGUAACGACUCUGCUUUGGAUUAUAACGAGGCAAAGGGUGUGUAUGAAAAAGUUGGAGAAGCGACGGAGACUGCUCUCACGUGCCUGGUAGAGAAGAUGAAUGUAUUUGAUACUGAACUGAAGGGACUUUCUAAAAUAGAACGUGCCAAUGCUUGCAACUCGGUCAUAAAACAGCUGAUGAAGAAGGAAUUCACUCUAGAGUUUUCACGUGAUAGAAAAUCAAUGUCCGUCUAUUGUACACCAAAUAAACCGAGCCGCACAUCCAUGAGCAAGAUGUUUGUGAAGGGCGCUCCUGAAGGGGUCAUCGACAGGUGCACCCACAUCCGAGUUGGAAGUACUAAGGUCCCCAUGACUCCUGGUGUCAAACAGAAGAUUAUGUCUGUCAUUCGGGAGUGGGGCAGUGGCAGUGACACACUGCGGUGCCUGGCUUUGGCCACUCAUGACAACCCACUGAGGAGAGAGGAGAUGCACCUGGAAGAUUCUGCUAACUUCAUCAAAUACGAGACCAAUCUGACCUUCGUCGGCUGUGUGGGCAUGCUGGAUCCUCCCAGGAUUGAAGUAGCCUCCUCCGUGAAGCUGUGCCGGCAAGCAGGCAUCCGGGUCAUCAUGAUCACUGGGGAUAACAAAGGCACUGCCGUAGCCAUCUGUCGCCGCAUCGGCAUCUUUGGGCAGGAUGAGGAUGUGACGUCAAAGGCUUUUACAGGGCGAGAGUUUGAUGAAUUAAGCCCUUCAGCCCAGAGAGAUGCCUGCUUAAAUGCCCGCUGUUUUGCUCGAGUUGAACCUUCGCACAAGUCUAAGAUUGUAGAGUUCCUUCAGUCCUUUGAUGAGAUCACAGCUAUGACUGGUGAUGGUGUGAAUGAUGCCCCUGCUCUGAAGAAAGCUGAGAUCGGCAUUGCCAUGGGUUCAGGAACUGCGGUGGCCAAGACUGCCUCUGAGAUGGUGCUGGCCGAUGACAACUUCUCCACCAUCGUGGCUGCCGUGGAGGAGGGCAGGGCUAUCUACAACAACAUGAAGCAGUUCAUCCGCUACCUCAUCUCCUCCAACGUGGGCGAGGUGGUCUGUAUCUUCCUGACAGCAGCCCUUGGGUUUCCUGAGGCUUUAAUUCCUGUCCAGUUACUCUGGGUCAAUCUGGUGACAGAUGGUCUGCCUGCCACAGCGCUGGGGUUCAAUCCUCCAGACCUGGACAUCAUGAACAAACCCCCCCGAAACCCAAAAGAACCGCUGAUCAGCGGGUGGCUCUUUUUCCGUUACCUGGCUAUUGGCUGUUAUGUUGGCGCUGCCACUGUGGGUGCUGCUGCAUGGUGGUUCAUCGCUGCCGACGGGGGUCCAAGAGUCUCCUUCUACCAGCUGAGUCAUUUCCUACAGUGUAAAGAGGACAACCCAGACUUCGAUGGAGUGGAUUGUGCAAUCUUUGAGUCCCCGUAUCCAAUGACAAUGGCACUUUCUGUCCUAGUAACCAUAGAGAUGUGUAAUGCCCUCAACAGCUUGUCUGAAAACCAGUCUUUGCUGAGGAUGCCCCCCUGGGAGAACAUCUGGCUCGUGGGCUCCAUCUGCUUGUCCAUGUCACUUCACUUCUUGAUCCUCUAUGUGGAACCUUUGCCACUCAUUUUCCAGAUUACCCCGCUGAACCUGACCCAGUGGCUGAUGGUGCUGAAAAUCUCCUUGCCUGUGAUCCUCAUGGACGAGACGCUCAAGUUUGUGGCCCGAAACUACCUGGAACCCGGUAAAGAGUGUGUGCAGCCUGCCACCAAAUCCUCCUGCUCCCUGUCGGCAUGCACCGAUGGCAUUUCCUGGCCGUUUGUGCUGCUCAUUACGCCCCUCGUGGUCUGGGUCUACAGCACAGACACUAACUUUAGCGAUAUGUUCUGGUCUUGACUGACAGCGCUACAUACAGAAGAUGUUUAACUUAAUCAAUUAAUUUUUUAUUGUUUAAAGCAACUGUCUAUUUCUGCUGAAUUUUCACAUGAACAUAUUGGCUGGUGAAGGAGGUUUCAUAUCUAGAUUUUGUUUUGCUUUUUCUGACUCCAGUGGGACAAGAUUUUCCUUUUUUAUACACAUAAUUAAAGUGUCCAUUGACAUGUACAGAGAACUAACACUAUUUUAUGCAGAUAUUUUUUUGUAGAUGAAAAAGCAUGUACAGUGUUCUGUUUAAUACUCAUACUUGUACAAAGAUAGUUGAGCCAGCAGACAUUGUCAGCAAAUUAAUUGGCAGCAGACUUAGGAAAUGAAUGUGUGUGGUUUUUAAAAGAAAAAAACUAAAUAGCAUGUAUUGUGUCUUUUGCAUGAUUCUCUGGAUUUAAUUUGGUAUCACAGUCUAAUUUUUAUUCAUAAGCCAAUUUUUCUGCACUGAGCAGAGUCCUGCUACCUCAGUCAGUAUUUUUGGUUUGCCACUUCCUGCACCCUCAGCCUCUGUCACCCCCGCCCGCCCCAGCCCGCUCGGCUUCUGUAGGUCUGAUGGCUCUGUUUACAUCCGUCUUCACGAGGUUUGCCUGUCUCGCUUGUGCAGAAAACAUUGCUCCAGAUUCAAUCGACUGGGUUUCUAUACCUUCGCCUAGUUUUUAAGGUUAUUUAUUUAAAUGUCUAAUGUAUUUUAUUGUAACAGACAUUGUUUGCCAACAUUGCCUAUUCAGUGGCACUUCACAAUCUAGUUUAAAAGAAAAAUAAAACAUUUUAAAUGGACAGAGAAAAAUACCUGUCUUGUUCUUAAUGGCCUUGAACCACCUAUGAUCAGUUCCCAUGGCUGAGCUGCUCAACUCAGAGCCUUAGUUUCCUGUUCCUGAGAAGAAGAAUCCUGUUCUGCUGCAUAGGAGGAUUUUAUUUAUAAUGUAUAGGCACGGUCUGUCAUGUGAUAUACAUUUACUCAAGUUUCUGCUGGCCUGUUGUCUGUAGGUUGGUGUAAGGGCAAGUGUGUGUGUAUGUGUGUGUAUGUUUUGUAAAAUCUGUAAAUAGUACAUGACCAAAUGAACAUAUUGUAUAGAAAUAUUUUUAUUUGAAUAUGGCACUAACCACCACCACGACUGAUGAACGUUUGCGCAUGUUCAAGGUCAGUCUUAACGGCAGUGUGAGUCAUUAACAGUCCUAACUGUGGUGUUUUCCUCCAAUGCCUUCCAACAUCCAUCAACUAACGUGAGUAUCUUCCCUGUGGGACUGGGGUGCUGUGGCCUGUGUACAGAUGGUGCCACCAAAUGACACGGCCCCUGUUGCUAGUGAGCUGCAUGGCUCCUGUGUCCACCAGGCAGCCACUCAUUACACAGGUUACCCUAGUGUAGACCCAGACCAGGACUGUGAUUCCUAUGAGCUGUGGGAAGGAGGGUCUUGUGACCUGGCUGACUCAGACUGAAGGUAGCUGUGUCACUAGUACCAAACUGAGACCAUGUCAUACAUACCAUGUCACAAGGCUUUGGUUUUCACUGGCUGAGAAAGCUAGGAAAGCUAGCUGACCCUGCAUAGGCAAUUUCUGUCAUCCUUCUAGGAUGUGUCUUAACCUUCUGGUGUGCAGAGGCCUGGGGGUGCAAGAGGAAGUACUAGGUUCUAAGGGAACCAGCAGCUUAGAGGCCUCCAGGUGCUGCAGGGAGCAGUGAAUCUCGGAAAGCAGGCAGGUUUUGCCAUUUUUAAUGUGAUGGAGUGGGCCAAACACAAAGGUCCAGCUGAGUUAAAGACAAAGUCAGAAUGAUAGCAUGCUGGGCCCCAGCACCAUGCUGACAGAGGCUGGACCCGUCAGCUGGUCCUGAUGUGGUCCUUAGUUCACUGAUGUCUGCAAAUGAGUGGGCCCCUAAAGGAGACAGUUCUCGCCCCUGAGAGUGCUGUGUUGCCCAGUGUCCAGAGAUUAUUGAGACCUGUUCAACACCAGCAGAUAGAAUAGACUAGAUUACUGUUGCCCUGAGCCAGGGCCUCUAUGACCCCUCCAGCCACAAGCAAGGAUGACAAGGCCUUCCCUGGCCCACAUAGACUAAGGCCCACAGCAGAGUCCCAGCCACAGGCUGCCUCCUGCAUGCACUCAGCCCCGCCCUCGCCCGACAUCCUCACUCAGGGAGGGCCAGCAUUUAUUGUGUCAGCAGCGUCCUCAACCCACUGGGGCAGUCUAGCCUGGAAGUGAGCCUGGAGCUUUCCCUGAAUGGCCUCUUCAGCAAAGCUGUAUAAAGGCUCCACUCUCUAGCCCACUCAGCAAAAUUCAGGCGGUGCUUCCCCAGAGAGUUAGCAGGGCUAGAGAAGGCUAGCCACCUCACAGCAACUGCUACCACAGCACCCUCCAAGUAGGGUCUCAGCCCCAAUAACGGCACAGGCCUCAAGACCAUCUGAGACCGCAGCAUUGGCGUGGCCUGCAGAACCCCGUAAGCCAAGAAGCAUGGUUGCCAUCAAGACCAGCCCUGCAGUUGGGAAGCCAUUAAAGCAGAGCUAAGCCUGUAGCCUAGGACUGGCUGCCAUAGAGACCAAUCAGGGAGGGAGCAGGAAGGUCGUCCCUCCCCUGGCGCCAUGCCCUCACCGCUCCACUGCCUCACCUUCUCGCCCUCUGCAUGGCUCUCGGCCUGCGACCUGACUUGCCUUCUGUUUCUGCCUCCUGGAGCUUUGUUAGGCGAUGGGAGGAGGUGGCCUGGGGCAGUCACCAGCCACAGCUUCUAGAUGUGCCCGGGCAGCAAGCGCCUCAGACCUUAGUCAGAAAGGCUGGUUUUGCCUCUAGACCAAAUGCAGUGUUCUUUCUGUCUGUCCUUGUUGUUGUGUCUUGGGAAGUUGUUCUAACAUUGCUCUGUUUCCAAAAGCUGAUUUCCUCUCUCUUUCCUUUUCAGCAAUACUGGAGUAACCGCUUCCUAAAGCAUUUGCAGAAAUGUAAGGGUGUUCGGGUGCGUGCAUGUGCGUUGUUAGCCACACAUCUACCAGCCCUCUGCAUGACUGAGGUUGGGGAAAAGAAAAAUAGAAACAGUCCCCAACUCACUGUGUGAUGUAGAGGAAAUGUGUAUUACCAGUGGGGUUUUAGCUGUUCAAUCAAAAUAAUAAACAAUUGUACAAUUUAGCAUAAUGAAUCAGAGAGCCUCUCCAGAGAAGUUGGUUUCUUUGCUGCAAGAAGAAUGAGGUUCUGAAACCUUAUCCAAGAACAGAAGCCAUCAGCCAAGUUUCCACAUUUCUCUGUAAAAUGUCAUAGCCUCUAUGAUAAUUGUAAUAUGAUAAUUGUAAUGCAUGCCUUCAGUUGUAAGUGGCCAGAUUGCUUUAUAGUGACUGAAACAUGCUUUCUAGUUGGCCCUGUACAGUUUGCUUAUUUAUAAAUUCAUUUAAAACACUACAGCUGUUGAAUGGUUACAACAUAGGCCUCCGGCCCUAACUUCGGUUGUUUUUAGGUGUGCAGCCAGCUGUCCCACACUGUAUUAUUGUAACUUAUUUAAUGAAGUGAGAAGCAGUAGACAGAUGUUGGUGCAGUACAAUUAUUGUGUGCAUUUAUUGUAAUAAAGCGCUCAGCGUCAGUUCAGUUCCUCACAGCUCUCACGGUGCAUGUCUGACUAGUCUGUAAAUAGAGGUCAGUUUCUGUGCUGGUAACAGGUAUUGCACAGACAUGAUUUCAGGUAAAUAAAUCUAUUCUAUGAUAAACCCUCA